Molecule: messenger RNA, 12383 nt
Organism: Myripristis murdjan (pinecone soldierfish)
Lineage: Eukaryota; Metazoa; Chordata; Actinopteri; Holocentriformes; Holocentridae
Gene: znf469
Product: zinc finger protein 469
Exons: 1
Coding region: 1-11988 (3995 amino acids)
Source: RefSeq, a predicted model, not a curated record
AUGGCAGGAGAGACUCAGCGUACGAACGCUGUCAAAGAGCUGGACGCUGAGUCCAAACUGCAGGAUGAGGGGACGACGCUGGAGCAGCAGAGUGACAAAACCACAAAGGAGUCUUCAGAGCACUUUUCAAGCACAGGCACUGAGGCCAAGGCCAGCAGCAGAGGGGCCAAGAUUGAAAAAUUAGAGAAGGAAAGGGACUAUACUCAGCAGCGUGAGGCUGUAAUACGGCCACAGCAAGCAGGAAAGAUUGACUUCAGGUCACUGCAGAACAGAACAAAAUUUGCCACUGACAGGACUUGGCCAAGUGGCAAAAGCAGCCCCCAGUCCCCCAGCGGAAAGGGCCGCAGCCGAGAAAAGGGAAAGCGGUCAGGAAAGUCAGACCGUGGCAACCCUCAGCAGCUGUACAGACUCAGCAUCACAAAUCCACGCUCCAACCCCACCAUUGGUAUUGCCUACCCACAGCAGAAGGUCUCACCACCCAAGAAGCUGGAGGCCAGUCGUGGCCCAGUCUCGGGCAGCUACAGGUUCCACGUGCCCAGUAUACCAGAAAGAGAGGCUGAGCUGCAGCAAGAAGAGCUCAACUACAGCCGCUGCUUCCAGGAAGCCCCCUCCAACCUUACCUCCCCAAGCUAUACCUCACAGUCACUUGGUUCAUCAGGUGGAACCUCCACCCACCAACAUCCACCCCUGUCUCAUCAGCAGCAGCCAGCCCCAAUGGAGAACAACAGUGCACAGCCUGGCAGCCAGCUGCUCUUGGCAGAUUAUCAGUUGAGUGGCUCUAAUGCAUGGCAGUCUCCCGAAAGGACUUUUAAUGGUGCCAGCUAUGGCAUUUCAUCACAAAAAUCCACUGCCCUCACAGAAACCAGUAAGGCAAGUGCCUUUGUGCCUGGACCAUUUCAAUAUGGAUAUCAGUUUCUGGAAGAAACAACCUCUGACUCUUUUCCCUGUGAACAGAACCCCCAGUCACAAGACUUCACAGACUCCUCCCUGGGUUCUGUUCAUGUGACCCACAACUCUUUUUCCUUUACAUCUGGAGAGGGCCAAGACAUCACUCAAAACAACACUCAGUUCAGUAAUGAACAGCAGCCAGAGGAUAGAGCCUCUUACCCCCACCCCCCGCAGUCACAGUAUAUUCAAGUUCCACAAGGAGCCUCAUCCUCUAUGCACUGUCCCAGAAGUCUGAUUGAGGACUCAGCAAGUAGUGACAGCUCUGGCUCUAGCUCACAGCAGUCAGAGCAGGGGAAGGGUGCCCCACCAGAGAGCACCGAGGUUUUUGGACAGGCAGACAGUAGCGAUGCAGCCAUCACUGCAGGCAGUAAGAGGAACUGCCAUCCCAAAGACACAGCUGUCAACCAGAGAACACUCAUGCAAGGAAGUGUGCACCAUACAAGAAAUAUUGCACAGGGUCCAAACUCCCAAAUGCACUUUCCAAACAAAACAUACAGCAGCCCUCCACUAAGUAACAUUCACAUGGGCCCAGUGUCUUUUGAUAAAAACAUCAACAACAAAGUUCACAAUAGGUUGCCACACUCAUGGGAUGGACCUAAUAAGACAUAUUCACCAGCUGAUUCAAACACAAGCCCAUAUCCUGAUAUGAAUGAUAAAUUUCAGUUUCAGAACCAGCCAGCUCUUGACCAAAGGCCCAAUUCAUCUAAAAAUGGCAGAAUGCCCUGGCAGCAAAUACGCCUAACCUCUGCUGUGCCCAGUCAAAACAGGAUUGAGUUAUCUAGGCAACUGAGCAACCAAAAAUUGGCUUACAUGGUUUCCCCCUCUGACUGGCAAGAUGAUAGUAAAUCACAUAAAAACGGCUCUCUGAAAAGCCCCAGCUCAUUUUCUAACCAAAGACAGGAAACUGUCAAACACAGCAGUAGUACAUCUUUUAAAGUGGAGAUGAGCCAUGCACAAGUCUGUGAGUCCAAAAAUAAAGCUGUGUAUUUUGGACUAAACCAAUCAAUUCCGGGAGCAUCCUCAAGAAACUAUAACUAUCCACCAUUACAAGUUCCACCUAUGGGUCUUAUGAUGGUGUCACCUUAUGAAUCCCCCUUGCCCUCCCCAGUCCAUAAUCCCACAUCUAACAGUACUUGUUCCUCCAUCUCUCCAGCAUCCACCAGUCCUGUUAACCUCAGUUCAGAGGAAAGCCAGAUGUCAAAAGCAGGCCCCCCUCACCCAUUUUAUCACCAGCACCAAGCCAAAACUCAGAUAACUUCAGAUCACCUAAACACAAACCCUCACCAGUUUCACUCAGAUGCCCCCCGAAACCUUCCUUAUGUGCCAGACAGAGCCAAAGAUGACAUGAUGAGCUACCUACAAAACAAUGUACAUCCUAAGACUACUGCGGAUGGAAGCAAGGGUUAUAUGGACAGUUUUGGGGUGGAUCAUCAUCAGCCUCCACCACCAUACUCUGCACAUCAGCUGUUAGCCACUUCUUUAGCCACAGCAAAUCUUGACCAGCUAGAUGUGCUUCUGACUUGUAAACAGUGUGAUCAGAAUUUCAACAAUCUGGCCUCAUUUCUAGGCCAUAAGCAAUACUGUGCUCAGCAUGCGUUUGCACAAAAUGACCUCAAAGACAUAUCAAAGAUGGAGGACAGAAAAUUCCAUACAGAACUGUCAAAAGCUUCAUCGUCUGGGUCUAGUGUGUCUGUGCCAAGGUGUCCAUCUGAACUACAUCUCUCUCUUUUGGGUCUCAAUAAGAACGGGGAGCUGAUAACUGACAGUGAGACAAAGGGAGACAACAAGGAUGACCCAAUGAAACUCAACUUGUUCUCUGGCCCUGGAAACCUUCCUGUCCCUCUCCCUGAAUUGGAAAUGGAGGAUGCCAAAUUAGACAGCCUAAUCACAGAAGCCUUGAAUGGACUUGGAUAUCAGUCAGACAAUGCGGAAAUAGACAGCAGCUUUAUAGAUGCAUUUGCUGAUGAUGAUCUCACCACUGUCAAAGCAACUUCAAACAAACAAUCUUUGAAAACCAAAGAAUCCAUGGUGUUUGAGAGUAAAAGUAAACAGGCCACAGACGAUGACAAGACUCUAACACAAGGAAAGUAUCUUUAUGACUCUGAUGUUGAGAGCCCUGAGACGGAUAAACAGUAUACAGAAAGCAAACUUGAGAAAAUAUCUCUGAACUUGGAACAAGAUGAGAAAAUUAACAUCAAAAAAGAAGUUUCUCAUAAAAAUUCAAGAUUUGCCUCAGGGGGGAAGGCAAGGGAACAAGACGGCAAAGGAAAAGAGGCAAGAAAACUAUGCAAGAGUGAGGACGAAAACACAAGCACUCCAAGAUUUCUUUUAUCCAGCAAGUUUUCAGAACGUUGUGGUGUUAAAAGCUUUCAGGAUAGCUCUGUACUUAGAGGGUCAACACCUUCCCAGGCGUCCACAUCCCCAACCUCAAGAACUGCAAUCAAAGAAACUAAGAGGAAAAGAACUGGCGGGGGCACCUGGAGCAAAGAACUUAUUCACAAAAUAGUGCAACAGAAAAAUAAACUCCAUAAACUCCAUGUUAAAGGCACCAAAAACCUCCAGUUCUCCCUAGUAAUGGAGAGACUGACUCCCACUGUACAGAACCCUGCAUUCGGAGAAUACGACUAUGUUUCAGAUUCUGAUGAUGAGUGUGAGCCUGUAAAGAUAGCAAGCCAAGGCCGCCUGAGCCAAAGUAGUCGAUGUAAAUACACAUACACUAAAGAGUGCAAAUGGAGAGCAAGGAGUGAGAGGGACCAGGCUGCAUGGAGACAUGAGUCAAAGGAGUGUUUUGAGGUGAAGAAGAGUGAAGAGGUUUCCCUCUCCCCCGAGAAGCAUAGUUCUCACCAGAGACUGAGAAGGAGGGGAAGCAGGUCAUCCACUAGCAGUGAACUCAGCACAUCUGUGAGUAUUUCCAGCGAUAGUAUCAACAGCCCCAAAAGCACUGACCGCACUGACUCAGACUGUGAGAAGAAGAUUGAAUCCAAGAGGAAAGAGUCUCCAGAGCAGAAAAUCUAUGAAAGGUCUACACCUCAAAAGUUGUGUAAAGAGUCCAGCACACUUGCACUGACAUUCACUAAAUCUGUCAAGAAGUAUAAUACUGAUAAGCCUAUCCUUUCUGAUAACAAAGACAAUGCAGAGACCCCAAAGAGCUGUCAAUCAAAUCCAGACGAUACUGAUCAACUAUCAAGAAAUGCCGUCAAAAACCUUGAAAAAAGCAAGAGUUCAAGAGACAAGCUGGAUACGCACAGCAAGGAAACUGGCACAGCAGUUAGUUCUGACAGAAACACACCACAGAGAAUAGACAAUUUAUGCGCCAAAGAAGAAUCAACACAGUCUAGCAGUACAGAUAUCAAGAAACUGCAGUUUGACUCACACUCCCCUGCCAUCAACAAAGAAAAUGAUUUUAAUAAUGAGACAAACACAAAGGGAAAAUCUACAGGCAAAAGAAAAGACAGUGAGGGCACACAAGCAGCUGCACAGCCAAAGCUAUCAGACAGUAUCAGAGUUGAAAAACAGAGUGACAGUGUUUGUAUGACGAAAGAGGCAAUUACUUUAGUCAAUGACUUAGACCCCAAGUCUGCAUCUCUUUGCACCUCCUUGAUGAACGAGGUAUGCCUAUCCCCCACUGAAACCCAGGGCCCAUUAAUACAGAAAGAUACAUCCCACCUCUUACCCUACCCCCUGGAUCACGAACAAGGGCUCAUGAAAUCCCCCCUUUCAUUUGACACUUCGUCAAUGUUUGGGGACCUCACAGGAUUUGACAAUGGCCUUUACUCAGAUAUGCCAAUGCAGAAGGAGGGUUUCACUUCAAUAGAGAAUACAAUUGAUAAAAAGGAAGACUUUGUAUCAUCCUUCUCUCCUUUUCUGGAACAAAGGGACUGGGGCCUCAUGGUGGAUGUCAGCCCAGUGCUACCAGAUGAGAUAUCUCAAUACAAAGGCAACUCUGAGAAAUCAAAUGAAAAGAAAUCAGAAUAUAAUCAUGUUCCUUUGUCGCUGCCAGAAAAAAUAAUGGACUACAGCACAAAUCUCAACAGCUGUGUAUCAGAGGAUGAACUUGAGAUAAAGAGAAUCGUGAAUGAACUUGAAAACCAGCUCCAGACAACUAAAUUGGAAAGUCCACCAUUACUAGCUGACAGUGACCCCAAGCAGUUGCAAAUGAGCAAGUUUUCUCCUUUACGCCUGGGGGAUGAAUCAGAAAGUGAAGGCACAGAUCUGGAUAUGAGGUGCCCUGUGCAAACCAUAGACGUGCCAGUGACUAGUAUGCCAUCAGAACAUUUCACUGAGCCAGGUCUCCCAUGGUCCAGUCCAUUCCAGUUCGAGUUGAUGGGUGGACACCAUAGCCCUCACACGCCAACCCAUAAUGAACCGGGGGCCCUUGAACAUUUUACUGAAAAAGAGGAUGAUACACCAAGUUUGAUAUCCACAGUCUCACAUAUUGAACACCCUCAGCUGCACCCUGACCAAAAAUCAGAGGACAUAAAUGUCGAAAAUGGGGCAACCACAAAGACAAAGGAGGAGAUUUUAGAACAGAAGAGAUACGCUGAAAACCUCAUGAAAAGCCUUGAGAUGAUUUCAGAUUCCAUAUUCAAAAAAGAACCCAUUAUUUCAGAACAGGAGGAGCUGAAUGUCACCUCUCUCAAGAGUCAACAACAUCUAGAAAUUGAAUGUCAUGUGACUGAUGCAGAUGAGAGAGACGAUCACAGUGGAAAGGAAGCAAUUACUGAGAAGGAGAGUAUAUUAUCACCCCCAAAUAUCAAUGAGCGGAAGGAUGAUAUUGAAUUCAUUUUGAAUGAGUCACAGUCAUCUCUCUGUAACUGCACUGACCCUGCAGUUGAUGGAAGUCAGCCAAUUUUAUUGCAGCCAAGAGAACCCACAGAAAACAAUGAUAGCAGGGUAGAGACUAAAGCUGAGGAGGAUAUUCCUGACGACGGUGAUAUGAUUGAGCCUACUCACUGCUCUAAUUUGAAGAGGCAUGACUCACAAGUAGCUCAGGAGACCUGUGGGAACAGUAAUGCAGAGAACAACAUAAACAAACUCUUUAAAAACAGUACGGACACUCCAGAAAAUUCUGCCACAGAUGACUGUGAGGAAGUAGAGGCGGUGAAAGGAAUCAUUGGUCAAUCAGAUGGCCAAGGUUUGCCACCAGCUCUACCAGACACCAGCCUGAACAUGGGCGUGAACAUGGACGAUGUGGUGGAAAAGGCACUGGUAGUACAGUCCGUUAAUAUCCAUAAUAAUGCACAAGAUUGUUCUUCAUCAACUUCUGUUGAAGUCAAAGUGGAGCAGUCAGAUAAUGUGAAAGAGGAAAAUGAAAUGGCUGUUGGCAAAACAAAACAAAAUGACUUGAUUGGACUUGCUGCCCCUCAAAACUGUUGCCCUCCUGCGAUUUACAGUGCAGAUCAAGCAAUGGAGAUUGUCACCACAGAUAAGCCUUGCAGUCCAAUACUGAUGGAAACCAAUAUAGAGUGUACAAGUCACUGCUCACCCUCACAAGGUACUCAGUCCACAGAGAUAGAGAGCAAUCUGUUGACCCUUUCACAGUCUGAUGGCAUCCUGGAUAGUCAUACCAGCAAAAUGAUUCCAUUACAUGACAAACCAAAAACUGCCCUUGCUUUUGACACCGUUCAAAAACAAGAAGCAGAAGUUUCAAAUCUAAAAGACAUUGAUGAACAGCUUCCUGCUCAUCUCAACGCAAAUCACCGGAAAUCUCCACCCAGAGGGGCUAUGGUGGAAAGUCAGGGUCUUAUUCUACAUGCUGCUCCACCAACGAGCCCUAUAUUUUCCACUUCUCCUCACACAUCCAUAGAGAAAUCAGACAUACAAGAGGACCCAUGUCAAUCACAAAGCAAAUACAGUAGUGUAAACACUGACCAAGGAUCUGUUCUGAAAUCCCCCAGAAACAAAGAUGAUAACAAGCAGAUGAUAACAGCGGAGAUGGGGUACUCUAUGAUAAGCCCACCUCACCUGGACCUGGGAAUCACAGAGUGUACAAUUCCCAGUACUGAAGCUACUGUUCCUUCUCCACUUCCCACAACCAGCACAGCACAUCCAUCAGAGGCAUCAGAGGGCCUUGCAAAAAGAGACCCAUUGUAUGAUUUCAAGCUUAGCCCACUGAACUACAAUGGCAUCUCAGAUGACCCUCCACAACUGAAUCAAUAUAACUACAUCCCCAUUUCACCGCCCAAUAAAGGUGAAAAUAAGCCAGAUAUCAAGCAGAGUCCUAGAGAGGACUGUGAAUCAUGUGACAUCAGCGUUGACCCCUUACUGAUUUUCAACAAAACUGCAACAGGCAUAGACACAGAGAUUCCUCUGAGCUCAGACCCUGCAACUAAACUUAGUUUAACAGACGAACCUUUGGACAGUAGCAGCAUUCAGGAGAGUAUGAAAUUCACAUGCCUGACAUUGGGUCUUCCACCUCAGAUCAAAAGCAGUGAUUCUUCAGCUGACAAUGUAAAGAAGGAUCUGGAUGUUUGCCAUAAUCCGCUUGAAUCUGUUGACUAUUUGCAUAUUCAUGCUGACCUUGUGAGAAAAGUUGAAUCAGAGAAUUUAGAUAUUUAUGAGGCUCCCUCUGAAAAGGAUGCCGCAAUUCUCAGAAAAGACAUUUCAGAUGGUCCGCCCACUCCUAAGCCACUCAUCAUCUGUGAAAAUGAACAAAUGCCUCUACCACCAGACCCAUCAGAGAAACAACCAACAAUAGAGACUGGCCAGUGUCCAACAACCUACCAAGUACAAGAAGAAAUAUCACAAAAAAAGACAAGUGUUCAGAACAACACUCAACAGGGAAAGGUACUCUGUGAAAUCUGUUCCAUGUGUUUCAGGACUGUGCCAGGGUUAAAGAGACAUAAGGCCAUGAAACAUUUGGUCAGAGCAGAGAAACACACUGUCCUGGAAAAUACAACAUCAAGCCAUCAAGGGAGUCUCCUUAUUUACGAAGCAUCACAGACUACAGAGAAAGGACAUAAAGAUGAUUCACAGAUCUGUUUCUCAACAAAAAUAGAUGGGACGUCUGAGACUCUCCAUCCUGAGAGAAGUAACAUUCUCACAUCUAAAGCAGCAGAGACUGACUUAGUCCGGGAGGGAAUCACAGCUGAAACAAGUACGUCAGUGUCAGUGGAUGAAAUAGGCCACCAAAACUCUCUCGUGCCAACAAAGGCAAAGAGGAAUAACAAAGCCAAGAAGAAUAAAAAUAGUGAGGUGAACAUAAAGCCUGACCCUUUCUCUGAUGAACUUCUAAAUAUGUUGAAAACAGAUAUACUACAAGCAAUAACUCCUGAAUUCCAAAACCGUGGACUGCAAGAAAACUGCAAAUCUCCUGAGGACCAGGCGAAGAUCAAUAAGCAUCUUAACAAAGAUGUAACUGAAAUGGAGGAAUUUUCUCUCCCUGCUGCUUCAAACUGUGGCUUUGAAGAUAUAUCCAGAUCCCCAACAAAAGAGACUAAUGUACUCAUUGAAGCUGUGGAAUUAAAUCAAAACAACACUGCCAUGAAAGAGAUGAAAUGUACAAGUAUGACAGAGAUGGCAAACGGGGAAGCAGAAGUAUGUAUGAACAUUAGCAAAGAUUGUGGUGUAUGUGUGGAUAAGGAUAUUCGCAGAGAAUGUGAUGAAUCCACAGAGAAUUUGUUUGCUGUGGAAGAGAUGUGUGAACGAAAAGGAUCAGAGGAGAGCCUCGCCAAAGAAAUUCUGAGAAAAGUGUCAGGUGAUAUAAAAUGUGAGAAAAACAGUGGCCCUCCAGAUGAGGUACAUCCUCUCUCCUGCUCGAACCCUCUCAGUCCUCCUGGCAUAAGUCCUGAUCUGAAGGCCUUACUUGAUGAUGACACCACAUUCUCGCAGCUGUUCCCCAGAGAUGAGGAGACAAAAAGAAAAAAGUGCCCAAGGGUUUACAGCAAGAGAAACAAAAGACAGAAACUAGCACCUAAUUCACAUCUGACCCAAGACUACCCUCCUGAAAUGUUUAUGCAAAACAAAGAUCAGUACGUAGAAAACCAAGCAGAACAAACAUUCAUCAAUAAUCAAAACAACCAUUGUGACUAUGAGACAAUAUCUAUUGAUGAUGCCAUCAUGUUGAAUAUGUGCCAUAACAGCACCUUGAAGAGUGAUGCCAAGUCAUUAUCAUCAUUAUUGGAUAUCAAACAAGGCAUUAAUGAUCACGAGGACAUUCCUGAGAAUACUGAACAGCGUGGCAGCACCCUCUUAAAUCCUCUUGAGAGCACCAUUGAUAAAUCUUCAAUAGAAUGGAGUGGCUCCAGUGACUUCAGCAGUUUGACUGCAGACCCGAUGGUGUCCUCUGACCCAAGCUCAUGUAAACCAGAAAUGCCAACUGCACCUUGUCCUCUGCCCCUCCCCUCAGCCUCUUACACUGUGGAGCCAUGUGUCGCAGACAAUGUAACAAAUUUCCACAGCAUUGACAUUCAAAACAUCAACACUACAUUUCAGCUUCCUGAAAUCCAAUUCUUUGACUCCAACAAAGACAUCUCGGUGGCUCCUCCCAUCGCAGCUAUUGACAUAGAGAAUCGGGAUCUUGAAAAGUCUAAGAAACUAACAGAGCGGCGAGGCAGGAAACGCCAAGACGGCAGUAUAAAGGUCAAAGAUAAGCAGUACAAGUGCAAGGUAUGCUUCACUUGGUUCCUCACCUUGGGGGAGCUAAACUUUCACAAGCUAUCCCACAACCCUUCUCCACCCCCAACAUGCUACAUGUGUGUGCAACGCAAGUUCAGCUCCAGAGAACAAUUGAGAGACCAUCUGAGGGAGAAGCAUGCCAAGAACAAGACAGGUAUCUGGACCUGUGGAAUGUGCUUGAAGGAGAUAUCAGAUGUAUGGAUGUAUAAUGAACACCUACGAGAGCAUGCCACCCAGUUUGCCCGGAAGGGCCAGACACAGGGCUCCAUGCUAGGCAUUCCAGGCUGCUUCAUGCAGGAGACAGCUGUGAAAAACUUCAUCACCUCAAUCAUGCAGCACCGCCCCAACAAAACAAACAGAGAGUCCAGCAAAGCCACUAAAGAACAAGAGAAGGCUGUGGCUGCAGACAGCACCGUAGGAGAUGGGAAAGCUACAGAGGGGGCUGAGCCAAAACUUCACAAAACUAAAAGCAGCAAUGGAAUAAGUGGGAAGCAGAGCACAUUAACACCACUUGAGGUCCUCCACAAAACAGAAGCACCUAAAAGUGUGGAGAUGCAUCCCAACUGCAAAGACCCCUCAAGGGACUGCCACCACUGUGGCAAACAAUUCCCCAAGCCAUUCAAACUCCAGAGACAUUUAGUGGUUCAUAAUUUGGAGAAGAUUUUCCUGUGUCACAAAUGCCCAGUCUCUUAUCAGGAGGCCCAGGAACUAAAAGAUCAUCUCAAGAGAGCACAUGAAGAGGUGGAUGAGCUGGAUUCAAAACACACCACCCUCUACACUUGUGAGCUCUGUGCUGAUGUCAUGCAUGUGAUUAAAAAAUCUUUCAUCUGUAGCACCUGUAACUAUACGUUUUCUAAGAAGGAACAGUUUGAUCGUCACAUGGAAAAACAUCUGUCAGGGGGGAACAAAAUUUUCAAAUUCAGAGGUGUUCUUAGACCUGUCAAAGCAUCUGCCUCCAAAGAGGAUGACUGUGAUUUGCCUGCAAGUAAAAAGAGGAAAAUUCUCCCUGACAGUCUGCAAGAGAAUAGUUCAGACAGUGGUAUCGCUAGCAUAGUUUCACUGCACUUAAAUCAGAACUCUGAAACGCAGUCUUCCAAGCCCACUGUAUCCACAGCAGAUGACUCUACACAGACCAGCACGAAUGAGUAUCGCAGUGAUACAAACAAUACAAAUGUUAAGACUGAGGACAUUGCUGAGGAUUACUCUGACCUACUUGUGGAGCUGGACCAGUGUGCAUUUAAUAUGGGCUCUUCAGAGUCGACGGCACCCAAAAAAGAGGAAAUUGAUCCAACUCCCUCACCAAACAUUGAUAAAGAGGAUUAUGGGAAAUCAAUUACUGAACCAUGUGAUGUGAAGGAAGAGGAUGAGUCAGUCAGCAUCCGAGCAGAGACAACCUCACAAUGGUUAGCUGCUAAAGAGAGCAAUAAAAUGGGGGAUGAGGGGGGCAAAACCAAGCAAGGUUCUGCUGAAGGUAGCACAGAUAACACUGAAGAGAAAAGAGAUUCAGUUCCACCUAGUGAUGACUCUUUUGGGAGCUUUCAAGAGAGUGAAAUUAUUUCAAAUAUACCUGAACCAGCAAAGCAUGAAUUAGCUGCUAAUGUGAUGGACCAACAGAGGGAGGAUGAGCUGGGGCAAAACACACCUAAAACAUACAACGACACCAAACCACAAACUUUGCUAUCUGACAGUGCUGAGCAGCAAGGUAGCAGUCAGAUGAACGACAGAGUCUCCCCAGCCAAAACAAGUGAUAACACCAAAAACAAUACCACCACAGGCAACUCCAGAGGUGCAGAAUCAACACCAGUCUUACACUCUAAGGUACCACUCCAUGCCUCAGUCUCAAAUGAGGACAGAGAGUGUUUGAAACAACAGAAGAAGAGGAAAGAGAUAAAGUCGCCCCAUAGCCUGCAAAGGGUUUCCUCUCCAGCCACACGUGAGAACUUUGUUGUUGAUGCAAGGGCUAAAAAGAAAUUUCGCCCCAACAAGUGUGAGAGCCCUUCUUUGCAAAGAAAGUCAGAUGGACCUAAUGAUUACCCGGUGCUCUCCUCAGUACGGGACGAUGGUGUUAGCAACAAAAUAGUCUCCAAGUGUAAGACGACAAACUUGGGUUUGCAAUCAAAGAGAAGUUUGCUUGAUAACUGCACACCAAAGAAAGCGGAGAUUGUGACACAUCUUAAUGGGGAUUACAAAGCCAAAAAAGGACCUCUAGGGCGGCCUUUGCAUUCCCCAGUUUCUAAAGUGUCAGCAGUUCCCAUGAACAAUUCUUUGAAUAAGUCUAGGCCAAAGUUGGGGGUGAGAUCAAUGGAAAGCCAUUCCUACCGGACGGCAGAAUCCCAGAAUCACCUCCUAAGCCAGCUAUUUGGCCAAAAACUUACUAGCUUUAAGAUUCCUUUAAGGAAGGACACAUCAGAAUCUAUUAACUGAGAGAGGUUUGAGGAAUCUGUGAAAAAGAGACUGUAAAUUUCACAAUUACAAAUGAUCGAGACAAUUCAUUAUGAUGAAUGAGAUUGCACAGCUCUUUUCUGUGAAAUGCUAUUCUUAAUACUUAUGUAGUCACUUUAUGUCUUCUUUUGUAAAGGUGUUUUUAUUACACAAAUGUGAGGACUAAUGGCAGAUAUGAAUUUUGGGUCAACAAUGAAUAUGCUAGUUGGGCAAAUCAUUGAUUUUUUUUUCUGCUAUUCCUUUGUUGGAUAUUAUCCGUUUCAGAGUUUAUAUUUCAUUCACAUAAAGGAAAGAAAAAAAAGAAUACUUGAAAAUACAGUAACAUAUUUUUUCUCCAAGAAAUGCAUGUUAGUUUUGCAUUCACAACAUGGUCUUAU